AUGACCAUGGUGCAGAAAAGCACGAAUCCAAGUGCAACACGGCCCCGGCUGUCCAUCGCUGAAAAGUUCGAUAUUAUCCCUGCUAUUUUCUCCAUUCUCUCAGCGGGGUUCUUUGCAUUGUUGACCGGCCUCAAUCGAGGCGAGAUAGGUGCUCCCACGUUCUUCUUGCAUGUCGCAUAUGCGAUCCUUCGCAAGGCGACUACGCGGCUCUCGGUAUUGCAGUUUCAAUCAUUAUCUCCGCCGACCGAUCAGCUGUAUGAAAAGUAUGCACGGUCGUUAGGAAAUACCCCGCAGACUGUGGCGCUAGAAUGCGGCGGCAAGGGACAUUGGAUAGGAGAUAGACAUGCCACAUAUGUGUUGGUCUGGUACCAUGGCGGGGGUUUCUGCCUUCCAGCAAAUAUGGGCUACUUCAAGUUCUGCGAGCGGCUCGUCGCAUCGCACCAUGUCAAGGACCUUACCAUUUUCUUCUUGGAAUACACGCUUGCACCGCACGCGCAAUACCCGACCCAGAUCGUUCAAGCAGUUGACGCACUUCGGUACAUUGUGACACAAGCCCACAGGCGCCCUGGUCAUGUCAUACUGGGAGGAGACUCGGCGGGCGGGAAUUUGGCACUGGGAGUGCUCAGCCAUCUUGCUCACCAGCACCCCGCCGUCGCAAAGCUUGACAUCUCUGAGCCUCUGGGAGGACUUGCUCUCCUCUCGCCCUGGACUUCACUUGACUAUCAGCCACCGGACAAUUUGGAUUGCAGAGGCGAUAUUAUCACGCCACUUGUUGCCGGCCCGUGGUCCCGAGCAUAUCUGGGACAUGCAAACCGGGACCAUUACACUGACCCAUCUACUGCGCCGUCUACUUGGUUUCGGGAUUUUCCAGUAAGGAAAGCCUUGAUUCUGGCUGGACAAAAUGAGAUCAUGCUUCGUGAUAUCAAGGUUUUCGUGGAGAACUUUGUGGCUGGCUUUUCUCGAGUAGACUUCUUUAUAGGGAAGCGCGAAUCCCAUGUGGCCCCUAUAUAUAAUGUCUAUGUUGGGGACAAUAAGGAAACUGAGCAGGGUAGGAAACUUGUUGAAUGGCUGCACGAAACCUUAUAA
Molecule: messenger RNA, 1086 nt
Organism: Aspergillus bombycis
Lineage: Eukaryota; Fungi; Ascomycota; Eurotiomycetes; Eurotiales; Aspergillaceae
Exons: 4
Coding region: 1-1086 (361 amino acids)
Molecular function (GO): hydrolase activity
Source: RefSeq, a predicted model, not a curated record